This is a messenger RNA of Penicillium subrubescens, 228 nucleotides long. RefSeq lists its product as uncharacterized. The transcript has a single exon. The record is from RefSeq and is a predicted model, not a curated record. The coding region runs from base 1 to 228 and encodes 75 amino acids. Lineage: Eukaryota; Fungi; Ascomycota; Eurotiomycetes; Eurotiales; Aspergillaceae.
AUGGACUUUGAAGAUGAUGAGUCGGCAGAAGAUAAAUCUGACGACAGCGAAUUCGAUGACUCCGAGGAAGAGGAAUGGUGGAGGGAAGAUGACAGCGAAUAUAACAGCGAAGACCUGGAUCGUGAAGACGACAUUGAAGAGCACGAAUAUAGUAUAUCCGGUGAAACAAAUCAAACGCUAAAUAUUCGGCUCUUCUUGACUGAUGAGGACGAGAGCGAGCUCAAGUAG